AUGUCUUCCUUGAGUAGGGAGCUAGUCUUUCUAAUCCUGCAGUUCCUGGAUGAGGAGAAAUUCAAGGAAACGGUCCAUAGGUGAGUGGGAUGCUGUCUCCUUCCUCAUCUUUCGAAGAGUUUCUCCAAAAUGGAAAGUGGAAGAGGAAACGAUACGUGUUGCCCUAAAAUCUUCUGCGAUGAUGGUAGUUUGCUAUUUGACUUAUGUUUCUAUCCUUGUUUGUUUUGUUCUCUGUCUGUGUAGAUUGGAGCAGGAGUCAGGUUUCUUCUUUAACAUGAAACAUUUCGAGGAUCUAGUGCAGGCAGGAGAAUGGGAUGAGGUUGAAAAGUACCUCAGCGGGUUUACAAAGGUUGAAGACAAUCGGUAUUCUAUGAAAAUAUUCUUUGAGAUUAGGAAACAGAAGUACCUUGAAGCUCUUGACAGGUGGGUUGGCUUUCAGAAAUUUUGCUUCAUUUCCAAGUGUUCCUUUCUCAUGUCGUAGCGCCUGGUUAUUUAUCAAAAAUCCAUUUUGCAGGCAUGACCGAGGGAAAGCUGUUGAGAUUCUCGUGAAGGAUCUCAAAGUUUUUUCUUCUUUCAAUGAAGAGCUCUUCAAGGAAAUAACCCAGUUGCUGACACUAGAGAACUUCAGGUAUUUCUCCUUGGAUCAUAUUUCCAUCUGUUUCUUUGGUGCCUAAAAUUCAGAUUUGCCGAUAAUUUAUCCCUUUUCGUUGGCUGAAGACAAAAUGAACAACUAUCUAAGUAUGGGGACACAAAGUCCGCCCGCAACAUCAUGCUUAUAGAGCUUAAGAAGCUGAUUGAGGCAAACCCUCUGUUCCGUGACAAACUUACAUUUCCUCCAAUCAAAGCAUCCCGACUACGGACUCUGAUUAACCAGAGGUGAUUAUAAUUUGGCAUUUUACUACUUUUCAGAUUAGUUUGAUUUGUAUGUUUCAUUGCUGUACCAUCUGCUGUUAGUUCCUUGUUUCAUGUCAAACCACGAUAUAAUUGGUGCAUAACAAUAUAUAUUGGCGGUACAAAAGUGUCUAUAUUCAUAUCUCAUGUCUUUGGAUUGUGUACUGAAACAGAUCAUUAGAUAAUAUCUCGGCUUUGGGCAAAAGUGGGAAGUUUGAUUGAAGCUAAAACAUAGUUAAUGGUGUCCGAACUAGUUGAUUAAAGCACCACUUCUUUUUAUUUUGGCUGUUACCUGAUUCUGUCUUUUCCAUGUUCUUAUUAUGUCAAUCGAUUGUGUCCAUGUUUUUCAGUCUUAACUGGCAGCACCAGCUUUGCAAGAACCCACGACCCAAUCCUGACAUCAAAACACUAUUUGUUGAUCACACCUGUGCACCAGCUAAUGGUGCCCGAACUCCUCCACCGGCCAACAGCCCCCUUGGAGGACCUAUCCCCAAGGCUGGUGCCUUUCCUCCUGCAGGUGCCCAUAGUGUAAGUGGAGUUUACGUGACUUUAAUGGAGAAAACUUUGUUGAUUUCUAUAGUACCGAGCAUUAAUCUAUCAAGUGUGCCCACUCUUUUGACAGCCAUUCCAGCCAGUCGUUACUCCAUCCAGCGCUCUUGCAGGAUGGAUGACUGGUGCUAAUCCGUCGCUGCCACAUGCUGCUGUUGCCUCUGGUCCCCUUGGACUUGUGCCAUCUCCUAAUUCCGGUUAGGAUUUUUUUCCUCUGCAGCAUUUCUCACAAAAUUUAUCUGUCAUUAUUCCCACUGAAAUUAUGUUUCCCCACUUACAUUUGAUAUCGUGACAGCUCCAUUUUUAAAACACCCGAGGACUCCGCCAACUGCUCCUGGUAUGGAGUAUCAAGCUGAUUCCGAGCACUUAAUGAAGAGAAUACGUGCAGGCCACUCAGAGGAGGUUUGAAGCAUGUCUUGGAUUUUAGAUCUCGCUAAACUUUGUGUAAUAUUAAUAAGCAAUUGAAUAAUUCAAUUGCUGUUUCUAGGUCUCAUUUGUUGGUCCGGCGCAUCAUCCAAAUGUUUAUUCAGCUGAAGAUAUCCCUAGAAGCGUUGUCAGGACACUUCAUCAGGGUUCUAAUGUCAUGAGCCUGGAUUUUCAUCCGCAUCAACAGACAAUCCUGCUAGGUAAUUUGUUUUGCUGUAUGAAUUGUUUGUCUUUACCUUGUAGUUCGUAGCAGAUUGUAGCUUUUGAUUUUUUUACUUGUUGUUGAUAUUCUUUUUUUUUUUUCCCCUAUAGUUGGGACAAAUAUAGGUGAUAUUGCGAUAUGGGAAGUGGGAUCACGGGAAAGGAUAUCUCAUAAAACUUUCAGAGUUUGGGACAUCUCUGUUUGUUCAAUGCCCUUGCAGGUACUUUUUUUUUCUAUGAAAAAGUAGAAUCCGUUCUCCAUGUCACUUUUGAUAUGUGGCUUCCUUUUGAUCUUCCAGGCAGCAUUAAUGAAGGAUGCGACAGCAUCUGUCAAUCGAUGUUUAUGGAGUCCAGAUGGAUCUAUACUUGGUAUGCCUUUACGAAUGAAUAUUGCUGAAUUUUUCUUGCUCUAGUUUUUAUUUUGUCAUCAGUUCAAUUCUGAUCUGUGAUCAAUUAAACGCAAAAUUUUGCGCGAAUUUAUUUUUUAUAUUCAGGUGUUGCAUUUUCAAAGCAUAUUGUUCAGACGUACGCUUUCAUGGCAAAUGGUGAACUGAGGCCGCAACUGGAAGUGUGUUUCAGUCCAUUAUGAUAUCUUGUUUUGGUUUUUCUGGAAUAAGUUCUCUUAUUUGUGUUUUCUGAACAGAUUGAUGCUCAUAUUGGAGGCGUUAAUGACAUAGCCUUUUCUCAUCCCAAUAAGAGUCUCUCCAUAGUUACAUGCGGGGAUGACAAGACAAUUAAGGUAAUGACUUUUUGUUCGUUUGUGAAUGGAAUGAAAAUUGAAAUUUUAUUCCCCCUGGGAGACAUCCGGAAGAUGAAUGCUUGUAUGCAAUUUAAAGGUGUGGGAUGCUGCAACUGGACAAAGACAACAUACUUUUGAAGGGCAUGACGCAUCUGUAUACUCUGUCUGUCCUCACUACAAAGAGAACAUUCAGGUAAAAUAAUUAAUUUCUCUCAUGAAUAUGAUGAUCUCUCUCAGUUUUGCUUUCCGUUGUUCCUGUAUUUUGGGUAACUCUCAUUGGACGGAUGCCUAAGUACCUCUUGUUUGUAAAAAUUUUAUUGACUAAAUAGUUUUCAUGCCAUUUCAAAAUCAAAGCGUUUUCAGUUCAUCUGACUGCAACCUUCUUUUCAGUUCAUCUUUUCGACAGCCCUUGAUGGCAAGAUUAAAGCGUGGUUGUAUGACUGCUUGGGAUCUCGAGUUGAUUAUGAUGCGCCUGGACUUUGGUGCACCACGAUGGCAUACAGUGCUGAUGGAACCAGGUGAAGUUGCACAAACGUAGCUUGCCCUUUUAUCUUUGUGACUUUUGUCACCUCGGCUACAUGCGGAUUCACCAUCAGAAUACGUUCACUUGGCAGUGUGAUGCCAGUGGCCAACGCUCUCCACCUUACAUAUUCCCAGCGUUACCACUGUGCAGGCUCUUUUCGUGUGGUACAAGCAAAGACGGUGAAUCUCACUUAGUUGAGUGGAAUGAGACCGAGGGAUCUAUCAAAAGGACGUACUCUGGUUUCAGAAAACGCUCAACGGGUGUUGUCCAGUUUGACACGACGAGGAACCGCUUCCUAGCUGCUGGAGAUGAAUUCCAAAUAAAGUUUUGGGAUAUGGAUAAUAAAGAUAUGCUGACCUUCACUGAUGCAGAUGGCGGUUUACCUGUUAGUAGGAUGAAUUUUGGCUCAAGUAUGUACUACUCGUCACUGUAAGAAAACUGGGAUUCAUGAGAGCCCUCACUCUCUUGCAGGCUAGUCCCCGGCUGAGAUUCAACAAAGAAGGAUCAUUGCUUGCAGUCACCACUAACGACAACGGAAUCAGGAUCUUGGCGAACUCUGAUGGGCAGCGCCUGAUAAGGAUAUCAGAGAGCAGAGCAUAUGAGAAUUCUCGAGGUUCUUCGCAACCAGUCAGCAGUAAGGUAUCGUGCCAGAUAAAACCCAGCUCACAGCUCACUUCCAUGGUUUUUUGCGCUUCUCUGAAGAAAUAGCCAUCGAUUAUUUUAUCCUCAUUCCACCUGGUGAUCCGAGGAUUUUGCAUUAAAACCUGUCAAUAUUAUGUCGCAUGAGGCACAGAUUGACUUGUGCAUCUCUAUUUCUGCAGACUUCAGUUGUCACUGCGUUGGGCAGCGUUGCCAACGUCUCCGGCCCACUGGCAACAUCUCUUGAACGCCCUGAGAAGAUCCCUCCUCCGAUGCCCAUGGCUGGCCUGGUACUGAUCAUCUGAACCCUCUUCCGGUGCCAUAUGGGGCCGCCAGCGGCUGUUGACUUGAUGAUUUCUCGGUGGCAAUUUCUUCAGGCUGUCAUUGAGAACAGCAGGAUGGCGGAUGUAAAGCCGAGGAUAUCAGAGGACCUGGACAAGGUCAAAAGCUGGAAGUUGGCUGACAUCGUCGACCCCAAUCUGCUUAAAGCCUUGAGAUUGCCCGACUCAUCUACUGCUGUGGGAAAAGUAUAUACGCUCUUAAAAACUCGAUGCGACUGAACCGUUGACCAGGAAGAGGGAGGAUAGAUGAUGACGUAUGUUCUUCAUUUGGAAAUGCAGAUCAUGCGGCUGUUGUAUACGAAUUCUGGGUCGGCGGUGUUGGCCCUCACUUCAAACGGCGUGCACAAGCUGUGGAAAUGGCAGCGCACCGACCGGAACUCCUCUGGAAAGGUUAGCAGCUUAUCCUCGCUCGGUUUAGCCAUGGAAUUCACCACCUUUUCUGGAAAAAAACGUGAAACACGCAAGGAAAAUUCUCUCCUCCUUUCUUCGCUGGUUCAGCCAUGGAAUUCACCCCGAGAUCAUAAUUUCUUCUUCCAGUCGACUCCCUCCGUCGCACCCCAGCUGUGGCAGCCGGCGAACGGCGUCCCCAUGACCAACGACAUGAGCGAGAGCGGCUCUGACGAGUCGACUGCCUGCAUCGCCUUGUCCAAGAACGACUCCUAUGUCAUGUCGGCCUCCGGUGGGAAGGUCUCCCUGUUCAACAUGAUGACCUUCAAGGUUCUUCCUCCUUCCUCCUCCCUCCCUUUUUCUUUCCCCUCCGCCCGUUCUGUGAUGAUUCAUCUAUCCGCUCGAGAACCCUAAAACCCCGAUCUUGAUGGCAGGUGAUGACGACCUUCAUGCCGCCGCCCCCCGCUGCCACCUUCCUGGCGUUCCACCCCCAGGACAACAACAUCAUCGCCAUCGGGAUGGAGGACUCCACGAUCCAGAUCUAUAACGUCCGGGUUGACGAGGUAACAACGCAUUGCUGCUGUUUCUGGUUUGUUGUUCUUCUCCCUUUCUGAUCUUCCUCUCUGCGGUCCCCGGCCAUCAUUCAUCUUCCCUGUGAAUUUCCUUUUUCUUUUGAUCUCUCUCCUCAGGUGAAGACCAAGCUCAAGGGCCACCAGAAGAAGAUCACCGGCCUCGCAUUCUCGCAGACGAUGAACGUCCUCGUCUCCUCCGGCGCCGACGCCCAGGUAUAUUACAUUACAGCGGAAGAUUAAGAUCAAGAUCGUCUCUUCCUCCCCUCUAUGUUUCUUCCUCUGUUCGUCAAUGGUGAUCGUCUGCCCCCCCUCGCGCAGAUCUGCGUGUGGAGCAUGGACGGGUGGGAGAAGCGGAAGGCGAGGUUCAUCCAGCCGCCGGCGGGGCGCGCCGCCCCCCUCUCCGGCGAGACGAGAGUCCAGUUCCACAACGACCAGACGCAGCUCCUCGUCAUCCACGAGACCCAGCUCAGCGUCUACGACGUCAAGCUCGAGACCCUGCGAACGGUCAGUCCAGCCCAGUCCCCUCCAUUCCAUUCCAUUCUAUUCCUGCGAUGGAGGUGCUGAUGGAUGGGGGGGUUCGGUGUUUUAUUUGUCCUGGGCAGUGGUCCCCUAGGGAGACGCUGCAGGCGCCCAUCUCCAGCGCCGUCUACUCCUGCGACGGCCUCCUCGUCUACGCCGGAUUCUGCGACGGCGCCGUCGGCGUCUUUGACGCCGACAGCCUCAGGCUCCGCUGCCGCAUCUCGCCCUCUUCCUACAUCCCUUCCCCCCUCCCCAAGUAAGCUUCCUUCCUCCUACACAUCCCUGCCUCUUCUACUUCUUCUAGGGUUUCUUCUUCUUCUUCUUCUUCAUGACCAUCAUCAUGAUAGCGGGUCGUGUUUGUUGUUGGUGUAUUUGUUUGGUGCAGCGGAGGGGGGGUGUAUCCGGCGGUGGUGGCGGCGCAUCCGUCGGAGGCGAACCAGAUAGCGCUGGGGAUGAGCGACGGCGGGGUGCACGUGGUGGAGCCGCCGGAGGCAGAGGCGAAGUGGGGGGCGCCACCGCCGGGGCAGCCGCAGGAGAACGGGGCCAUCCUCCCCUCCAUCCCCUCUAACCCCGCCUUGAACAGCCAGUCCUCUGACGCUCCCUCCAGGUGA
Messenger RNA from Spirodela intermedia, 6398 nucleotides. NCBI's taxonomy places the organism in Eukaryota, Viridiplantae, Streptophyta, Magnoliopsida, Alismatales, Araceae. The record is from the annotation of a GenBank genome assembly.